This is a messenger RNA of Sesamum indicum (sesame), 1403 nucleotides long. NCBI's taxonomy places the organism in Eukaryota, Viridiplantae, Streptophyta, Magnoliopsida, Lamiales, Pedaliaceae. The record is from RefSeq and is a predicted model, not a curated record.
AUCAAUAUAAUUUUCCUCUCUUUUUCCUCUUCUUCCUUCCGCCAUCAUAAGGGUUUCUAACAUUUUCUCAAACAAUUCUGCAGGCACCUCGUGAAUUCGAGCUUUCACCCUAUUAAAUCCUGUUGUUUUUUAAGUCUUCUUACUCCCCAGAAAUCUCAUCAGACUCGCAAGUUUUUCGUCGAUUCUGAGACGAGGCCGUUUGAAUUCGCUGAUUCUUGCAUCGAGUUCUUCGCUUUCUCAUCCGGUCAAGACUCCAGUUUUGUGCUCUGCAGUUGGUGUUAGUUCAAGAAAGUCUGUGUUUGUGGGCUUCAGAGCCAGUCAUACAAUGGCCAGCCAGUCAAACCAGCCUCAAUCUGUCCAUGAUUUCACUGUUAAGGAUGCUAAGGGGAAUGACGUUGAUCUGAGCAUUUAUAAGGGAAAAGUCCUUCUGAUUGUCAAUGUUGCGUCACAGUGUGGCUUGACCAAUUCAAAUUACACCGAGCUAACAAAAUUAUAUGAGAAGUACAAGGAUCAAGGUUUGGAGAUAUUGGCAUUUCCUUGCAAUCAGUUUGGCUCACAAGAGCCUGGUAGCAAUGAACAGAUCCUGGAGUUUGCUUGCACUCGUUUUAAAGCCGAGUAUCCCAUAUUUGAUAAGGUUGAGGUUAACGGCUCGAAUGCUGCUCCACUAUACAAGUACCUGAAAUCAGCCAAAGGUGGUCUUUUUGGGGACAGCAUCAAAUGGAACUUCUCCAAAUUCCUCGUUGACAAGGAGGGUCGUGUUGUUGAUCGUUAUGCCCCCACUACUUCCCCUCUCAGCAUAGAGAAGGAUAUAAAGAAGCUCCUGGAGAAAGCUUAAGCGUUUACAUUGGUCUAGUUCGUUGUACAACUCAAAUAAUCUCCCGCGUCAAUGGUUAAGUGAAUAAAGCGAUACACCUUUGUUCGCCGUGUUUAAGAUCUUUACUGGGUUUUACUAUUUCAAAAGUACUUAACAUUCAAAUCCCCACACUGCUGUACAUUAUGCCAACUGAGUCUGUUGAUUGUUGGGAAAUGCUGUUAUUAUAUUCUUCUGUCUGGUGUCUGGUUCAUUUUGACUACUAUCAGUUUGUCCCUCUGCCGUUGUAAUCUCUGUGAACUGAAUAUACUGUCUACUCUUCUGGCAAUUUUCCUUUAAUGCUUUUGGCAUCUGGAAAAUUUGUUACUAAAGUCAGUAUAGGUUUUCUUCCUGAUGUACACGCUUGAGCGUUGUUGGGCUACAGCUCUGCAAGCAAAAAUGUCAAUUAUCAACAUGACAUGGUGCACCGUUCUCCUUGUUCCUCUUCUGCUGGGGGAGAACAGGGUUGUGAUUGCGUCUGUACCAUGUGCUGGUUAUAGUUCUUGUAGCUGGUUUGUUGUUGUGCAUCGUCCUUCACGAUGCAACUAUAGCA